AUGCGUUUACCGUCGUGGUUGACGUGGUACAAGAAGCCGGAAUAUCGCGACAUCAAGGAGUAUUCGACUGCCGUUGGCACCGGCCGACGCCAACCUUCUCCAGAUGGACGUAACAAGACGGCGAUCCCUAGCCGCUUGAAGCUGGAUCGUGUUCUGGAAAACAAGACAUGUAGUCCUAUGUCUCUCUACGAUUUCUACAUGUAUUUGAAGUACAUCGAGUUCAGCGCCGAGAACUUGGAAUUCUAUAUCUGGUUCAAAAACUACGAAGCAGACUACGUCAAGAACGGCGGCCUUGACUCGGACAAAGCCUCUUUUCACAGUGACAGCACAUCCUCGGUAGCCAAGCUAGGUGAACAGAUCAGCAGCUCUACUACUGAGCUGGCAGAUCUCUCCUCGGCAGACCCAGAGAUUGCCAGAGAAACGCUGGAGAAGAUCACGCAGCUCAUCAGCUCUGAGGCCCUCUGUUCAAACGGGAAAUGCGAGAGACCCUCUGUCGCCGACCGUUUGAAGAACUUGACCAAGUCGAGCGAAUCACCCAAGCCAAGCAGCAAGGAGACUGCUGCAGCUGCAGCUGCCGGCGCUCCCACUCUAGACAUCCUCGGUGCAGACGCUACAGCUAUCAACACAACAAGCCGUGGUGGUCUCAACGCCGUAAUCCAGGCCUUCCUUGUCCCCGGUUCCAAGAAGGAGCUCAACAUCCCGCCGUCCAUGCGCGACGAAGCUCUCGCGGCACUCCAGAACUCGUCCGAUCCUCGGCACCUCCGCCCUGUCGCCGACCACGUCUACCUCUUGCUGCGCAACUGCUCCCACCGCAACUUUGUACGCCUGGGCGUCUCCAACGGUACCUUCGAGACCAUCUGUGUCGCUACGUCUCUGGGCAUCGUCUUGACUCUCGCCGGCUUCCUCUGUGUCCUGCUUCGCGCCUUUGCGGCACCGCGCAUCCACUCGCAGCCGCGCUGGGACGCCUUUGCUGCCUGGCCAUUGUGGUGGCUUGGUAUCAGUCUCAUCCUCUCGGGCCUGCGCGGUAGUUGUUUCUUCCUCUUGCUCUUUACCCGCCGCCAGCCGCUGCCUUGGGAGCGCUUCGACGACGGCGCGUCGAUGCACUCGCAGCGCUCUAGCAUUCUGCACCGGGUGUCUCGCCUGAUGAUCUUCGACCGGAAGUUGAGGGUCAAGGACGUGCAUCUCCGACGUCUGCAGCACAAGAUUGUCAUCCAGAGCCUGCUAGGUGGCGCGAUUUUUGCUAGCCUAGGCGUUCUCGUUUUUAUCUUUCUCCCUGUCUGGUCAGACCCUCUCAUGGGCUAA
Messenger RNA from Thyridium curvatum, 1302 nucleotides. RefSeq lists its product as uncharacterized. NCBI's taxonomy places the organism in Eukaryota, Fungi, Ascomycota, Sordariomycetes, Thyridiales, Thyridiaceae. The record is from RefSeq and is a predicted model, not a curated record. The transcript has 4 exons. Bases 1 to 1302 code for a protein of 433 amino acids.